AUCAGUCAGGUCUGAUGCGUAGACGCGGCGUAUACGUGAUGCUUACGCUGUGCGGUGUGCUUACCGCUGCUCUAAUCGCUUUUCUUGUGAUACUUCUCACCGGUGGCCAGGGUGCAGAUGCAUCCGAUGCACCAACGGUGACAUUGGAACUAUCCAAUGGCCAGGGGGAAGUUCUUGGGAACUAUGGAUCCACAGCCUGGACGGACCAAACGUUUAUGCAGUUUCGUGGCAUUCCCUUUGCCGAACCACCAACGGAGGAACUGCGCUUUCGGCCACCUGUGGCGCGUUCACCAUGGACAGGCACCCUAAACGCACUGAACUUUGGACAACGCUGCCCAGUGAUAACAAAUCUGGAUGGACUGUUGUCUGAUGCUGAACUCGAAGAUUGCCUCAACCUGUCGGUAUACACUAAAAAUCUUUCUGCCAGCCAACCUGUAAUGUUCUACAUUUAUGGCGGAGGCUACUACAAUGGCUCCGCAGAGGAUCAUCCACCUAACUAUAUCCUGGAGAAGGAUGUUGUACUAGUUGUUCCACAGUACCGAGUGGGAGCGCUCGGGUGGCUGUCGACAUACACGGAGGAGCUUCCGGGAAAUGCUCCCAUUGCAGAUAUCCUAAUGGCACUCGAAUGGGUGCAACUGCAUAUUAAUCGUUUUGGUGGCGACCCCCAGAAGGUGACUAUUUUUGGUCAGAGUGCCGGAGCUGGAGUAGCCAGCGCUUUGCUGUUGAGUCCAAGAACUGGCGACAAUCUGUUCAAGCGAGCAAUUGUGCAGUCAGGUUCGAUUUUCGCCAACUGGGCUAUCAACAAGGACCCAAGAGCGCAGUCGCAUCGAAUUUGUGUUCGGUUAGGGUGUUCCAGAUGCGAACAGCACGAUCACCUCGUAGAGUGCUUGCAAACGAAAGUUCAAGAUAUUCUGAUAGCCACGACCUCGGAAUCCUUUUCGCCUGUUGUGGGAGAUUUACAGGGUAUCCUACCGCAACAACCACGUGAGUUGGUAAAAAGCUAUCGCAGACAGGUCCUGCUGACAGGAUUUACUCAACACGACGGUUCCUUCGUGCUAGCAAGUUAUUAUGAUGCUCUGGCUGCAAAGGUAUCUAAUGUGAGUUUGUUAAACGUUCGUCAGUUUUCCCAGGGUAUUAAUGACAUGGUAAAUGAUACAUCGGGACUUUCGGAUAACAUUUUGAACCGGUUGCUCUUUAAACCUCAGAUGCUCAACAGUCAUGAUCAUAAUGCUGCAGUUCCCUCAUACUUCGAUCUGACAUCGGCAAUAUUUAUGAAGUCACCUGUGAUAACCCUAGCCACACAAAUCUACACCCAACAACCCAACACUCCGGUUUAUCUUUAUAGUUUUGACUACGAGGGCGAAUACACUCGAUUUGGCUAUGAGUUCGGAAAUUUACACUAUCUUAAUGGAGGAGUUCAUCACUCAAACGAUAACAUCUAUCUAUUUUCCACCCAUCCUCUGGAGGGACAGGACACCCAGAUGUCACAAAAAAUGGUGGAAGUAUGGACUUCGUUUGCCAUCGAUGGCAUCCCCGGCGAACUAAGUCCACUGACCAGUGCAAGUGGGCCAUAUAAUCAACUUAACUUGGAGAUAACUAAAGGUGAAGAUUUAUUGGAAACUCUGACGGCCGCAAUUGACGAUCCGGACAAUGGGCGACUUCAGCGGGAAGAUAUGGAUUUUUAAAGUGUGCCAUUCAACAUAAUUCAAUAAAAUGUAAAUAAAA
This is a messenger RNA of Drosophila suzukii, 1725 nucleotides long. It is a transcript of the gene Est-Q, whose product is annotated as Esterase Q. The record is from RefSeq and is a predicted model, not a curated record. NCBI's taxonomy places the organism in Eukaryota, Metazoa, Arthropoda, Insecta, Diptera, Drosophilidae. Gene Ontology annotation, molecular function: serine hydrolase activity.